AAAUUUACUAAUCUCUUUUCUACAUAUACGCUCAUCCUAAAUUUUAGGAUUGUUCUGGGUUUAACAGUAUAGCACAUUGUUUUAAAUGGCUUGCAAAGGUAAACUUGGGUGGAAUACUUAGAAACCUAAACUAUAGUUUCCUAUAGGUUCUGUGACUAUAGUUUGUAAUAUUUCAUUUGCAUAUGUGUGUCAGCUAUCUCAAGGUGGUACUUUUUAUUAUCUUUAGGGAUGAAAUUUACUGAUUUGGUUUUGAUUUUUAAGUUUCUUUUUUCUUGUAUAGCCCCCUGAGUAUAAUGGAAGUAGUCUUUGAAACCUUAAAGCUAGGGUGUCUGACAUUUGCAAUAAAUUACUCUUUAAACAGCAAUGUAAAGUUUUAAAACGUAGCAGUUGUUUCUGUCCAUUUGCUGUACCUACAGUUUAUAAAAUUUUGUCAGAAUUGUAUUUAUACAAUUCUUUAUACUUUUCUGGCUCUAUCAAAAGGCUGACUAGAUAAUCUAAAAACCCUCUGCUUCAAAUCACCUAGGAAUGCUAGCUAAAAUACAACAAACGACCAUUUAAAUGAAUAGUUGAGCUUUCAGGAAAUUAAGGGAAACACUCAGGAUCCAAAAGUGAGAAAAAGACUGAAAAACAGAAGAGUAUCCUUAAAACAUUAUACCUGUAGCAAAGCUGUAGAUGAAGAAAAGAAUCCAUCCACCAGCACUGGGAGACUACAGAGAAGCUUGUGACUAUUAUAUGGUUAAAAAGAUUUUGGAGGAAAACAGUUCAGGUGACUUGAACAUAAAUUGCGUAGAUGUGCUUGGGAGAAAUGCUGUUACCAUAACUAUUGAAAACGAAAACUUGGAUAUACUACAGCUUCUUUUGGACUACGGUUGUCAGUCCGCAGAUGCACUUUUGGUGGCAAUCGACUCUGAAGUAGUGGGAGCUGUUGAUAUACUACUUAAUCAUCGGCCAAAACGAUCAUCAAGACCAACUAUAGUAAAACUAAUGGAGCGAAUUCAGAAUCCUGAGUAUUCAACAACUAUGGAUGUUGCACCUGUCAUUUUAGCUGCUCAUCGUAACAACUAUGAAAUUCUUACAAUGCUGUUAAAACAGGAUGUAUCUCUACCCAAGCCCCAUGCAGUUGGCUGUGAAUGCACAUUGUGCUCUGCAAAAAACAAAAAGGACAGCCUCCGACAUUCCAGGUUUCGUCUUGAUAUAUAUCGCUGUUUGGCCAGUCCAGCUCUAAUAAUGUUAACAGAGGAGGAUCCAAUUCUGAGAGCAUUUGAACUUAGUGCUGAUUUAAAAGAAUUAAGCCUUGUGGAGGUGGAAUUCAGGAAUGAUUAUGAGGAAUUAGCCCGGCAAUGUAAAAUGUUUGCUAAAGAUUUGCUUGCACAAGCCCGGAAUUCACGAGAAUUGGAAGUUAUCCUAAACCAUACAUCUAGUGAUGAACCUCUUGACAAACGGGGAUUACUAGAAGAAAGAAUGAACUUAAGUCGUCUAAAACUUGCUAUCAAAUAUAACCAAAAGGAGUUUGUCUCCCAGUCUAACUGCCAGCAGUUCCUGAACACUGUUUGGUUUGGACAGAUGUCAGGCUACCGACGUAAGCCCACCUGUAAGAAGAUAAUGACUGUUUUGACAGUUGGUAUCUUUUGGCCAGUUUUGUCACUUUGUUAUUUGAUAGCUCCCAAAUCUCAGUUUGGCAAAAUCAUUCACACUCCUUUUAUGAAAUUUAUUAUUCAUGGAGCAUCGUAUUUCACAUUCCUGCUGUUACUAAACCUAUAUUCUCUUGUCUACAAUGAGGAUAAGAAAAACACAAUGGGGCCAGCCCUUGAAAGAAUAGACUAUCUUCUUAUACUGUGGAUUAUUGGGAUGAUUUGGUCAGACAUUAAAAGACUCUGGUAUGAAGGGUUGGAAGACUUUUUAGAAGAAUCCCGUAAUCAACUCAGUUUUGUCAUGAAUUCACUUUAUUUGGCAACUUUUGCCCUCAAAGUGGUUGCUCACAACAAGUUUCAUGAUUUUGCUGAUCGGAAGGACUGGGAUGCAUUCCAUCCUACUCUGGUGGCAGAAGGGCUUUUUGCAUUUGCAAAUGUUCUAAGUUAUCUUCGUCUCUUUUUUAUGUAUACAACAAGCUCCAUAUUGGGUCCAUUACAGAUUUCAAUGGGACAGAUGUUACAAGAUUUUGGAAAAUUUCUUGGGAUGUUCCUUCUUGUUUUGUUUUCUUUCACAAUUGGACUGACACAACUGUAUGAUAAAGGCUAUACCCCAAAAGAACAGAAGGACUGUGUGGGCAUCUUCUGUGAACAGCAAAGUAAUGAUACCUUCCAUUCGUUCAUUGGCACUUGCUUUGCUUUGUUCUGGUAUAUUUUCUCCUUAGCACAUGUGGCAAUCUUUGUCACAAGAUUUAGUUAUGGAGAAGAAUUGCAGUCCUUUGUUGGAGCUGUUAUUGUUGGGACAUACAAUGUCGUGGUUGUGAUUGUGCUUACCAAGCUGCUGGUGGCAAUGCUUCAUAAAAGCUUUCAGUUGAUAGCAAAUCAUGAAGACAAGGAAUGGAAGUUUGCUCGAGCAAAGUUGUGGCUUAGCUACUUUGAUGACAAAUGUACAUUACCCCCACCUUUCAAUAUUAUUCCUUCACCAAAGACUAUUUGCUAUAUGAUUAGUAGCCUCAGUAAGUGGAUUUGCUCUCAUACAUCAAAAGGCAAGGUUAAACGGCAAAACAGUUUAAAGGAAUGGAGAAAUUUGAAACAAAAGAGAGAUGAAAACUACCAAAAAGUGAUGUGCUGCCUAGUGCAUCGUUACUUGACAUCCAUGAGACAAAAGAUGCAAAGUACAGAUCAGGCAACCGUGGAAAAUCUAAAUGAACUACGCCAAGAUCUUUCAAAAUUCCGAAAUGAAAUAAGGGAUUUACUUGGCUUUCGGACUUCUAAAUAUGCUAUGUUUUACCCAAGAAAUUAACCAUUUUCUAAACCAUGUAGAGAAUAAUUUUCAGUAAUAAAUCUGAAAGAUUGGAUUUGCAUAAUUUGCAAUUAAAUCAGUAAGAUAUAUAUUGAAUUAAAAUGAAGAAUUAUGUAAAAGCCAUUCUUUAAAAUAUUUAUAGCAUAAAUAUAUUAUGUAAAAUAUGUAUAUAGGAUUAGUUUUUUAAAACCCUCUAUUAGUAGCUUUUUUGCAGGUGCAAAACAGAUUAAGUAGAUAGAUUUUGUUAGCAUGCUGCUUGGUUUUCUUACUUGAACAGUGCUUUAAAUUUUUUUCUUUUUAUGUUUAAGAAGGGCAGUUAUAAUUGUGCACAUUGCCAGAAGGUUUUGUAAAGUGAAGAUCAGCAAAUGUGUGCUGGUCUCCAUCCAUAGGAUACACUUGAAAUAUAGUUAAGUCAUGGUUUUUAAAAUCUCUGUUUUAGGAGUUCACAUUAGUUCAGUAUUUAUUGUUUAGGAGUAUAGUUUAAUCUAAAAUAAUAGUCUAUUUUUUUUUAUUUUGUUAUAAUCUUAAGUAACAAAGAAAAACCUCUAAUGGAUAUUUGAAUCUGUUUAUGUCUCUAUAAAUUUUAAGUCACUUCACAGUUUUUGUUAUUGUAAUAUAUUUACUUUUACAUGGUUGUAUUCACUUUAUAUUUUUUGGUUUUUCACUUAAUAGUAUUUUAUAUAUACAUUUCCAUGUAUUGGUAUAGUCUAUAUAUUUAAAUUUUUAUGGAAUUAUAUAGUUUUUGAAAGAUAUAGUCAGUAGACUUUUCAUUUUAUAGAAAUAGAGUAUUUGAGUAUGUUUAUAGGUUUGCACAGGUAUUUCACUAAGGUUAGGCAUUUGGUGGCUUUUAAUUUUUCUUUAUCAUAAUAGUGCUACAGUCUUUUUCAUUUUUCAGUUUGGAGUGACUGUUCAUAGUUAUAAAGCUAACCCAAAAUAAGGAUUUAGAAGAUACUUUAUCAUAUGUGGUCACAGCGUGUUUUGUUUUUGUAAAUUGGAAGACCCUUUAAUGCGAGGAUUUAUUUAUAUUUGGACUAAGGUUCUUGAACUAAUCUCCCAAAGUAUUUUCCACAGAAUUUAACAUAGCUUCUAUAAAAGUGACUUCUUGCUUAUUUGUGGAUCACUCUUACUGCUUAAGAUAAAAAGUCUUGAUUUUUUUAAAUUGGAGAAUAAGAUAUGUAGUAAAAAUUUUUUUCCUGCGUUCAUGUGAGGGAUGUAGUUAAAAAAGUUUCACAGGCUAUUGCUUGUAUUUUCUUGCAGCAUUUCCAGUUAAGAGGUUAUUAGGUAUAUAAUUAUCUUCUUAACUGAAUUUCAGAUGGUGUUAAGGCCACAGGGUGCAGGUAACCCUAGGUCUGUAAGCCCCACUGGUCCGGGGGGUCAUUGUCUAAAUAUAUUAGUAUUAUGCUUCAUCUUGCUUUUUACUUUUUAUUUUUUAAUUUCCAAGUUGUAAGUGUUCCCUCUUUGGGGCAAAUUCUUAUAAAAAUGUUUAUUGUAAAGUUAUAUAUUUUGUCUACAAUGGGAUUAUGCACUUCCCAGUUGGGAUUUUACAUCAGGAUUUUUAGUCAUUCUAAAAAAUACCUAAUUAUUAAAUCAAAAUAUUUAUAGAGUGCCUACUGUAUGCAUGAAUUACUUAUAAGGUAUAUUUUGGAUGACAGCAUAUUGUAAGAAAAAAGAUAAAUAAAACUUGACAUUAGAUUAUAA
Molecule: messenger RNA, 4629 nt
Organism: Prionailurus viverrinus (fishing cat)
Lineage: Eukaryota; Metazoa; Chordata; Mammalia; Carnivora; Felidae
Gene: TRPC1
Product: transient receptor potential cation channel subfamily C member 1
Exons: 13
Coding region: 673-2931 (752 amino acids)
Biological process (GO): calcium ion transmembrane transport; manganese ion transport; regulation of cytosolic calcium ion concentration
Cellular component (GO): membrane; cation channel complex
Molecular function (GO): store-operated calcium channel activity; protein binding; inositol 1,4,5 trisphosphate binding
Source: RefSeq, a predicted model, not a curated record